Phytomonas sp. EM1 is the source of this 996-nucleotide messenger RNA. The record is from the annotation of a GenBank genome assembly. Lineage: Eukaryota; Euglenozoa; Kinetoplastea; Trypanosomatida; Trypanosomatidae.
AUGCCUUUAGUUAAGUCGACCGAUGAUGACGCUUUUGUGGAGGAGGUCCGGGCUGUAAUGGACGACCACUGCCGGCGAAAAAGAGAGCACACUUCUGCGAUGAUUGAGGAGUAUCUUCGACGGCGUGAAAAGCAGUUUGAGGAUAAAGUCCGGCAUGAGAUCGCCUGCCAGGAGGAAAAAGCUCGACAAGAAAAACACGCCCACGAGGACGCCACGGCGAAGGUUUUGGAGCGGCUUUCCAGGGCUCACGCGCAGCUCGCACGGGUGGCCAACAACCUGGGGGGUUUGAACAGCUCGAGGAUUCAACAGCGUUACUUUCACCGUUGGCUCCACAUUCGCGCGUACCGGCGGGAAACUCGAGGGAGGGAGGCGCAGUAUCGUUUGCUUUUAUCGCGAUUAUCCGCUUUCCACUGCUUUGGUCAGUGGCGUCUUUUCGUGGCGGCUCGUCGGGAGCAUCGUCAGCAGGUACGGCAAACGAAGCGGUUUAAUACGCGCGAGAAGGAGCUUCUGCAGCGGGUUGACGGGCUCACCGGUGAGCUCGACGUCGAGAAGCGGCGAAGCGAGGAGUUGGAUGAGAAGCUCAAGGAGGCCUUUGUGCGCGGGAUCAGCGCGCUGAACCGGGAGGCCUUUCAGGCGCUUCGAGGGGACCAAAGCGAGGGUGAUAUCGCGGCGAUCGAGGAGAUCCUCGGCAAGAGUACAACCCAACGAAGCUCCGCCGCGGCGAGCCCUCGGAAGACAGAGGUUGGGCAAACGGAAGCCCCGGCGCGGAAGGAGUCCGGAUCCGGGAUCUGCCCGGUUCACAUGUUGGAUGCGGAGAGGAAUUUUUAUCAUCGCUGUUAUGCUCCGUCGACGUGUGAGUACGGGCCGCGUAAGGCGGCGAACGCGGCAUCCUCGCAUACGCCUUUUUACGUGCGCGUUGACAGUAAAGGGGUUCCGAGUUACAACGCCGGUCCGGUAAUUAAAACGCAAUCGACCCGAACAACCGGACGAAGGUGA